Eimeria maxima is the source of this 207-nucleotide messenger RNA. RefSeq lists its product as hypothetical. Lineage: Eukaryota; Apicomplexa; Conoidasida; Eucoccidiorida; Eimeriidae. The transcript is spliced from 2 exons. The coding region runs from base 1 to 207 and encodes 68 amino acids. The record is from RefSeq and is a predicted model, not a curated record.
AUGCUCCAGCUUUGUUUCGGGUUGACGCGUCUUUGUAGUGUGAAGCGCCUGAAGCAAUGGACGCGAGAGACAAAGGUGGCUCUACAAAGAAUGGCCGCGGCUGUUCCCGUGGACGCGUUGUCUUAUGAAAGCAGUUUAUCUAUUGACGGCUCUGGCGCUUUGCUUUUACGUCUUGUGACAUUCGGCAUGGUGAUUUGUUGGUUUUGA